Oryzias latipes (Japanese medaka) is the source of this 2617-nucleotide messenger RNA. RefSeq names its product chaperone Ric-8A. Gene Ontology annotation, cellular component: plasma membrane; cytoplasm. Gene Ontology annotation, biological process: G protein-coupled receptor signaling pathway. Gene Ontology annotation, molecular function: guanyl-nucleotide exchange factor activity; G-protein alpha-subunit binding. The record is from RefSeq and is a predicted model, not a curated record. NCBI's taxonomy places the organism in Eukaryota, Metazoa, Chordata, Actinopteri, Beloniformes, Adrianichthyidae.
UUGGAUUAAAGAGAGAAAGGGACACGGAGGGAGAGAUAGGCUGGAUGAAUGAGGGUGACAGGAAAGCAAUCGAACUGAGGCAAAUUGAAGGGCAGGACGCAACACAAACGUGGAAUAAAACCUGUCCAACAAGCUGGGGAAGAGCUGCAGGAGGGGGAUCACAUCACAUUUUUAGCAUUUUAGGGGAUUUUUCUCCAACCUACAGAAGAUCGCUGCACAUUAAAAGCACAAUCUGUUGAAGGAAGCAUGGACGUGGAUGUGGAGGGGAUUAUCCAGUGCAUCAAGCAGGGGGAUGAGAACGGUGUUCAGAUACAGCUGCAGGAGUUCAACAAACAGUACGCCCAGUGCUUCUUCUUUGAUGCAGAUGAGCGGGAAAGGCGCAGACAAAGGAAACUGAACGAGUUCAGGAAAAAUAAAGUGAGGGACUACCCAGAUUCUGACUCUGAAAAUGAAGAGUAUGAGCAAGAAGACAGAGGCCUCUUCCUCAGACAGAACUUAGCCAUUGUUCUGGUGAGGUUCAUUCAAACAGAAGUGAAACACCGUCUCCUAAAAGCAGCAUUACGCACCUUGAGGAUCCUCUCCCGGGACAAAAAGACACUGGGCGCCUUGGUGACUGACAGCGCCCUCCUGACUUUGGCCAAGCUAGCGUUCCUGACCACAAACGACACCUGCGAUGAUGUCAGCGAUCCUGAUUCGGAUUUCUACGAUAACAUCAUCGCUUCUCUGGCUGAGGCCAAAGUGCAGCAGGUCACCACUGACGAAGGCGAAGCUGAGGCUGCGGACCAAAACGAGGAGUACCAAGCAAUGGAUGAGGACUCCAAGAGUGACAUCAGCAAUGCCACCAGUGGAGACCUGGACAGCAUUAGCGGGUUCGGGAGCCACAGGACCAGCAUCAAUGAAAUGCACAGAGGGAGCACCCAUCAGAAGGCACUGGAACGUGGCAGGAAGGACCGCAGAGAGAGCAAGAUGGAAGGAGAGGAAGAGGAGGAUGAAGGGGAGCUGGCAGAAGAGUCACUGAGGAAGGAGGCCAUGAAGGUGCUGUGUAAUGUGGUGUACAACAGCACCUGGGCACAGGAGAGGUUCAGUGCUCUGAGCCUUAUGAAUGGUCUUAUUGAGCGCAUAUCCUCCAGCGUCAACUGGUCGUCUCCCUCCAGUGUUCAAUUUUAUGAGCUUCGCCUCAUGUUCCUCAUCACAGCACUGAGGCCUGAGCUCAACAACCAACUCCAGAAGGUCGGAGGGGUGUCCAUCCUUACGGCAGCCUUGGAGAGCACUCUGGAGGUGCAGUGGAAGGAGCCGUACGAGUGUGUGCUGGACCCGGCGGCACCACCAAUUUCUCCAGAAGCCUCACAGCGCAUCAUAGAAAUCCUCAAAAUCCUCUUUAAUAUCACUUACAGCAACCACAGGCAGGAGCCUGGUGAGGAUGAUGCAGCUCUUUAUCGCCACUUGGUGGCCAUUAUGCGUCUCUGCCUGUUGAGGAAAUGCAUGAUGGCAGAUGACACAGAUGAACUACAAGGUCACACAGUCAACCUGCUGACUGCGCUGCCUCUCCAGUGUCUGGAUGUUCUCCUCUCUGUGCCUCUGACUCCAGACUCUGAGCAAAGUCAGGGUGUCAACAUGGACUGUGUCCACACCCUGCUGCUCUUCAUGGAGCACCGCCUGGAGUCAGGGGAUAAAAUCAAAGAGAAACUGACACCUAUCCUCAACCUGCUGACGGAGAGCUGCAGGGCUCACAGGGAAACACGGCUCUACAUCAGGAAACAUAUCCUGCCUCCUCUGAGAGAUGUAUCCCACAAACCGGAAGAGGGCAACACAGUGAAGAGUCGUCUCAUUCGCCUCAUGACUCACCUGGACACGGACCUGAAACACUGCGCUGCUGACCUUAUCUUUGUCCUCUGCAAGGAAAACGUGAGGCGUUUUGUCAAGUACACAGGCUACGGUAAUGCAGCCGGCUUGCUGGCCACCAGAGGCCUGCUGGGGGGUCAGGGUGUCAGGAACUACAGCAGCAGCGCCCAGUACUCCAGUGACUCGGAUUCAGACACAGAGGAGUACCGGCAGGUCAGAGACCGCAUCAACCCGGUGACGGGACGCAUGGAGGUACCGCAGCCGGACCCCAUGGAGGGGAUGACAGAGGAGGAGAAGGAAGAGGAGGCCAAGAGACUGAUAACACUUUUCAGCAAGCUGUCCAGAGAUGACAUCAUCCAGCCAAUGGGAGUGGAUGAAGAAGGCAAACUUGUCCCCCUGCAAGGAGUCGGAGAGAAUCCCAUGACUGAGGAUGCAAAGACUGAAACAGAGACGGACGAGGGGGCAGAGAAAGAACAUAUGGACUGAAACUUGGGAUUCGCUUGAGUCAUUCUCAGAUAACAUCCAAGUAUUUAAGUUUAUCAGUGCAUAACUGUGUACAAUCUUGUAGUAUUCUGUUUGACCCCAGAAAAAAGAAGAAAAAAAAGGCUCACAUCUUUCAGACUUCGUGACUUUAUUUCAAUAAAAGAUCCAGAUGGUAAAACAGAACGCAGCUUUCACAUUGGUUUCACUUACAAGUUAUUAUAAUGUAGUUGCUAAUAACCAAUUGAUUUUAUUAUUAUACUAUGUGUCUCAAUAAAGGUUUCAUAUCUGGAAA